Rhipicephalus sanguineus (brown dog tick) is the source of this 1329-nucleotide messenger RNA. Its product is annotated as NPC intracellular cholesterol transporter 2. Gene Ontology annotation, biological process: sterol transport. NCBI's taxonomy places the organism in Eukaryota, Metazoa, Arthropoda, Arachnida, Ixodida, Ixodidae. The transcript has 4 exons. Gene Ontology annotation, molecular function: sterol binding. The record is from RefSeq and is a predicted model, not a curated record. The coding region runs from base 189 to 719 and encodes 176 amino acids.
AAAGAAUGACGUGAAGGGGAAGUAAACCGAGCCACUACGGCGACCGUUCGAAGAGAGGGUUAAGGUAAGAAGUGGAGAGGGUGAUAGUGCGUGCGGCCGAGCGCGCAGUUUUCUUAAGCGGUAGAUUUUUUCCGUUCUUUUUUUCGUUUUUGUUCGGUGUGGCCUCAAGAGGAAGCGGGCGUCCGCUGAUGUCGUGCACUCAGUCGUCCGCCAACUCGCUCCGAAAGGACCCGCUGACAGCCCGGUCCACGCGUACGUGGUCCGUCAUGGUUCGUGCUCAUUGCGUCGGUUUCUGUUUGCUGCUCGCCGUCGGCUAUUCCUUCGCCGCAAGCGACGUCAUUACGCCAGAAAAAUGCGGAGGUGACUUCAAGGAAGUGCGAGUCAACCCGUGCACACAGUUGCCCUGCAACUUUGAGAGAGGAAAGAGUGUUGGCAUAGAAGUGGACUUUACUCCUGAGGCCAACUUCGACAGGCUUCAGGCGACGUUCAAAGGGGAGCUGACACCGGGCACCUGGCUUCCACUACCUGGCUUUAAGAAAAAUGCCUGCGCGAAAAGCGGCCUCGAGUGCCCGUUGGAAGCUGGAAAGCAGUACACUUUCUCCAAGCAGAUCUCCGUACUGCCUUCGUUCCCUACGCUUGAAAUCAAGGCAGAAGUGCGACUGAAGGCGGGCAACGGCACGACGAUCUUCUGUUUCUACGUUCCCGUGAAGAUUGUAUGAACGCCAUCACCGCCACAGAGGCCGACGGCGAUUCCAAUCUGCAACCGCCUCAACAAGCUGUGCCGUCCCCAGAUCGAAAUGACUAUAUGUGGUCCUGUUUUGAACACCAAAGUGCAAUUCGACACAGCAGUGUCUUGAGAGCCCUUUUUUUUCAAGUGUUACACAUUUUUGUACCGGGCCCAUUUUUAAUGCCUGUAUCUACUGGCCCGCAUUCUUUGAACAUUGUAAAGUUACUUACUCUCCGUAAGGCUACAUUAUACUACUUGUGCAAUAAGUGCAAUAACAACGCUUGUAAGUUCUACCCAUGAAAGAACCUGUUAGAAGAUUAUGUAUUUAAUAACCAAUCGGCGUAUUGCUACUCCAAUUACUUUCGCAAUACAGCGACCCGUAGUAACGUAUAUUAUAUGUCAGAAUAUUUACUGUUUCGGGCAUUGCCUUCAAAGGUAAAAUGGUGAAUGCAACGUCAUGGUGUUUUACAUGGAAAAAAUUGCUUUCUUUUCAAAAUCAUUCUUUGAUUUUUAAAUUCACAAUUUCGAUUGCAUGUGUGCGUCUGUGCACGUGUUAAGCAAUAAAGUGUAUGUUUCGAGACAUUAUUCCUGCUUGUGCGUUA